AAUCCUUCUCGGGGGCGGUCAGGAGUGCGGGGAGAGCAGCACCGCAGGCCGGGCUGGGUGUCGGAGGGGAGGGCUGAAGGAAAUGGCUCUGUCAGCCAUUCCUUCUGUACCUGACAGAUUCUGCUCUUGUUUAACAGCUGUUGCAGAUACUCAAAGAGACGCUUGUUAAAUUAUUUUUAGGAUCGGAUCCACCAUGCUCCUGUCCCAUCAGGGGCUGCCGUUUGGUUUGGGGCACAGUGAUGCUUUUGUAGAAUGGGGCUCAGUUACUUUUCUUCCAUCUCAUGUUCAAUGCUGGAAGACAAAACUUAUCAAUGGUAGGAAAGUUAGAUUUGUGAACUGCUGCUUAAGUGCAAGGACAAUAUUUUGUAUGUUGCCAUGUCUGAAGAUGCUUUAUUGGAAGAGGACAUUUGGGAAUACAAAUCAAUUAGGAAGCGAAAGCCACAGAGUAACUCAAACAGUACCUCUGUGUCCAUGCAGACAGUAACCAAAGGCAAAUGCAGGCUGAAAAGAAAGGGAAAUGGAAACAAAUCUGUGGAUAAAAGUAGUACUCCUCAGAAAAGCGGGCAGAGAUUGAGGUCGAGCGAGGACCUGGAUCCAUCUAAAGAUGACAACAGUGUGCACACUCAGGAAAGCCUGAGCAGCCUGACAGAACAGGGCUCACCAAGCACAAGGCUGGUUUGUGAUGGAUAUUGCCCAAGCUGUCAGAUGCCCUUCUCCUUGCUGCUGGUGCAGACACCUCGCUGGCAUGUUGCUGAAUGUUUGGAUACUCCAGGAUCUGUUGAAAAAGAGUGUCCUGAUGGUUUACUGUGCACAUCUACCAUUCCAUCCCACUACAAGCGCUAUAGCCAUUUUCUACUUGCAGCAAGCAGAGCAGGAGAAUAUCUUGUGAACUCUACAGCAAACACUUUGGAGAGGAAGAUGACAUGUUCUACUGCUGCAAAGUCCAGCUGUUUUCCAAGUCAUGUAGAAGUCUCGCAGACUGAGAAAACAUCUAAGAACUUAAAAAAUGUCCCAGAUAAUGAGUGUACAUCAAAGAUACAGGAUUCGGCACAAAGGAAAUCUCUAAAUAUAACCAGUGAAAGCACUUCCUCUUUUGCAGAUGUUCAAAAGCCUCAACAAGUAUUUCAGCCCACACAAACCACAGAUAACAGCUGUAAGUUUGAAUUUUAUGACUUUACACCUUCACAAGAAAGUGUUCCGGGAGAAGACCUUUGUAGUCAAAAAGAUACGAGUCAGCCAAGCCUACUACAGUCAAAAGCUGAUUUCAGUGACUGGGAAAUUUCAUAUUCUCCACUGAGUACUUGUGAGGAAAGUGAGGGUGAAGUUGAGGAAGAGAGAGAAGUAAAAACAUCACAGAAUAAACUACUCAAAGUCCAGAAUCUUGAAGGUGAUGAAUCUGAUGCUGAAGUUCUUAAAUUUGAAAAGCAACACUGUGAGGAAAUAAAUACAUCAAGCUGUUUGUAUCAUAGUGGAAAAAGUGCUUCUCAGAGUUAUGUAGACAGCAAAUGCUGUAAUUCACCAUGUGUAGAUAAUCAGCAAGUGAUGCUACCAGCAGAAUCCUCUUUUCCUCUUAAUUGCAAUGAGGAGUUUCAACAGCCAGGAUUGAUUUCCCCUGCAGUUAACACAGGUAAUAAAGAGUCACAAGACAAGGGUGCUUGUGCCUUGGAUUCUGGGUAUUCAGGUCUUAUUCAUACACAACCAGAGCUGCUUACAGAAGGUGCUGGAUCUCCUUUGUCUCAAAAAAAUAAGGUUUUGAGAGGCCCAAGUGUUGUUUUAACUAAUAUGGAUAAAAUGACUGCUGAUGCCAUUGAAAAAGGAGCUUGCCAAGAGAGUUUGCAGCCAGCGGUGAAGAAAGAAGAAAACCUCGAUUCAACUGGUGUGUGCUUUCCCAGCCCCAUCUCUAAAACGGUCUCAUCUCGUUCCUUAGCAAGUAUGAAGGCCAAAUCAAGUCCUGCCAAAGGACUCAAACAAAUGGACAUUGGUGUUUUCUUUGGGUUAAAACCUAAAGUAAAAGAGGAAAGCAAAGGAGAGGCGUGUUUGAGUGAGGGAAAGCAGAUACUCAGUUCAGUUGCUCCCAGUGGAAAGAAGCCCAGACAGCAAAAAAGAAAAGCUGAAGGAUCUGUGGAGGAUCUAGAAGCAGUUAAAGAAAGUUCAAAUAAGGAUGGAGGCUUUCCAGAUGUAACUUCUGGUGGCCAAAGGAAGUGGAGAAAAAGAUUUAGAGAAUCAUCUACUCCAGAUGAAGGAGCAAGGAAAAAACAGUGUCCUUUCUACAAGAAAAUACCAGGAACUGGCUUUACAGUUGAUGCUUUCCGGUAUGGAGAAAUAGAAGGCUGCACAGCCUAUUUCCUCACUCAUUUUCACUCUGAUCACUAUUGUGGGUUGACAAAAAACUUUGUAUUUCCACUGUACUGUAAUAAGAUAACUGGCAAUCUGGUGAAGAGCAAACUUCGAGUCAAAGAGCAGUACAUCAAUGUGCUGCCAAUGGACACAGAAUGUAUGGUGAAUGGGAUCAAAGUGUUGUUGCUUGAUGCCAAUCAUUGUCCAGGUGCAGCAAUGAUCCUUUUUUACCUGCCUGGUGGAGCUGCUAUUCUGCACACAGGAGACUUCAGGGCAGAUCCUUCUAUGGAACGUUACCCUGCUUUGAUUGGUCAAAAAAUCCACACCCUUUACCUUGAUACCACGUACUGUAGUCCUGAAUAUACCUUUCCUUCUCAACAAGAGGUUGUCCAGUUUGCUGUCAAUACGGCCUUUGAGAUGGUGACUUUAAACCCCCGCACUCUAGUUGUCUGUGGCACCUAUUCCAUUGGGAAAGAAAAAGUCUUUUUAGCAAUUGCUGAAGUUCUGGGUUCCAAGGCAAGCAUGUCCCGUGACAAAUAUAAAACACUGCAGUGUUUGGAGUCAGCAGCUGUUAAUUCCCUCAUCAGUACGAACUGGAAUGGUAGUUUGCUUCACAUUCUCCCCAUGAUGCAAAUUAAUUUUAAGGGGUUGCAAGAUCAUCUGAAUAAGUUUUCUGAGAAUUUUGAUCAAGUUCUGGCUUUCAAACCUACUGGGUGGACCUACUCUGAUUCAUGCCUUUCUGUGAUGGAUAUCAAACCGCAGACAAGAGGAAAGAUCACCAUUUAUGGGAUUCCUUACAGUGAACACAGCAGCUACCUGGAAAUGAAACGUUUUGUUCAGUGGUUGAAGCCGCAGAAAAUUGUCCCCACUGUAAACGUUGGUGACUGGAGAGCCAGAAGCUUGAUGGAAAAACAUUUUAGAGACUGGAUGAUUGAGGGCAGUGGACAUAAGUAAGGAAAAAUGUGUAUUUCAAAGAAGAGAAGCUGAAUGGGAAAUUCAGAGUUCCUGUGAAAUUGUGACUCUUUUGUACAUGGAACUCUGGGAAGGAGACCACUGCCAUUCUCCUGAGAAAAAUGGACUGGUGGGAGGGUACCUUGUUUUCUGAUUUACCUACUAAUAUAUUUCCCUAUCACUUGUUUGCAAAUGCCUAUUUCAGUUUAUUCUUAUCUUAUUCUUUUUAUCCUGUUCUUAAUUUUCUUCAGAUCAUGGAGAUGCCCAGACGUACAGUGCUGGGGGAGAAGCCACCUCCAGGUUAAUCUUAUUGGAAAACAUGUUAUUGUAAUAAAUGAAACAGCAUUAUGCUCAUGCAAUGUGCUACCAGCUCAGGCUUCAGAGGAGCUCAUUUUUUCAUAAGCUGGAAUUAGUGUUAAUUAAAACUUUGUUUCCAAAGUGAAACUACUCUCACUCUAUGUGAGAGUAUUGGUGUAGCCUCUGCAGUAUACAUGCUUGCAAGAAUGAAUUUUAUAGAAGACACUGUUAAUUAUAUUAUGGUCAAGAUUUUUUAAAAAUAAAGAACAUACAUGAAGCA
Messenger RNA from Centrocercus urophasianus (Greater sage-grouse), 3865 nucleotides. It is a transcript of the gene DCLRE1A, whose product is annotated as DNA cross-link repair 1A. Lineage: Eukaryota; Metazoa; Chordata; Aves; Galliformes; Phasianidae. The record is from RefSeq and is a predicted model, not a curated record. Gene Ontology annotation, molecular function: damaged DNA binding; 5'-3' DNA exonuclease activity. The transcript has 9 exons. The coding region runs from base 376 to 3291 and encodes 971 amino acids. Gene Ontology annotation, biological process: protection from non-homologous end joining at telomere; double-strand break repair via nonhomologous end joining; interstrand cross-link repair.